Pocillopora meandrina is the source of this 9566-nucleotide messenger RNA. The record is from the annotation of a GenBank genome assembly. NCBI's taxonomy places the organism in Eukaryota, Metazoa, Cnidaria, Anthozoa, Scleractinia, Pocilloporidae.
CUGCAAAGAGGGUGACGUUUACCUAUCCAUGAAAAUUUUCUACUGAGACGUCGAAUUCUCCCCUUUCAUGAUGAAAUCACCGCUACGGAAAGCUGUGGUCGUUGUCCUAGUUGUCUACGCCAGCGUUUCAUGGUGUGAGGAUAUUCCAUCAGAAACUCCGUCACGAACGAACAGUUCAAUUGGGUGAGCCACUUGGAAUAUGACUCUUGUACCAGUCGAAAAUAUUAAAUGUUUACACGGGUCACUAAUUCAUCUGAAGUAUUUUUACACCCAUUGAUUGUGAUCACAGUUAUCAACACUUCAUUGUUUAAUUCAUUUUUUAGCAUGAACAACACAGAGGGAGAAGUAAAUGCGACAAAAACUACACCAGUUACUACAACACAACCUCCAACAACCACUGAGGCGCCGAUCGAGGAAAUACCCGAACCACCUGAGGUCGAACAACACAGUUCGAUGACAAUUUUUUUCAUUCUUCUCGUUGUAGGUAUGAUAUUUAAAUCUUCGUAUCCACAGUUAUCUGUGUGUGGCUGUUGGAGCGAGAUGUACACAUUUUACUAAUAUUUUCAGUCAGUGUCAGCUGUCAUUCUUCGAGGCAACUAAUUCACAUUUUUAUUUUAUAUUCUAAAAUUAUUUGAGCAGCUGCUAAUCUCCAAUUCUUAAGAUGAUGUGAUUUUUUUAUUUAAGUAGAGAUAACUUUCAGUGGUCAAUAAGAACAGCUGGUGACACCACGACAGAAAAGAUAUCACUAAAUGUCACAUGUUUAUGAAAAUCCUACUUACACCCAUUAGUAGUACAAACAAAAACAGCAUAUUAUUUUAAUUGUUGAAACCUCACUGAAAUGAUCCUUGCUAUCAGCUGAAACUGGUCUCAACAAUAAUUUCUUGAGCUGCAACAGAAUUUAAAACUUAUCUGGAAUGAUUUGGCCCAGUUUCCACUGUGCUUUGGCAUAGAUAGAGGCAGAGUGUUUCCACUCUUUAAAAAAAGCUAAGUUAGCUUUUAGGAUAAAGAAUCUGCCUAUUACAAGGAAAAGUGGGAAAAAAUUAAAAAGAAAGACAUAUCUACACUGGAACUAUAUUAUUUGGUACAAAUACAGUUUAUACAGUUAGUGAAACCCUUCCUUUCCAAUUGAUCAGAUCAGUGUUUUCUUCUGUGACUAACUGUUUUACACACAAAUACAUAAUACAUUAUUUAUGUUACAUUCUCAAGAAAGUGAUAUUGUGAAUGUACUGAGAAUGUCUGAGUGCAAUAUCUUUCCCUUCUCAUUUCUUUUGUCUUUAGCAAUUUAUGCUCUGGUACAUUUCUAUUUGAGGUGAAGUUUGGUGAAAAGAAAACUUUUUUGAAAAGAUAUGUGAAUUAGGAUGACUCAUCUCCUAAUAUAUAGAUUUAGCCAAGCCUAAAAGUGGAACUUGCAUUUUUUUUCCCGCACGUCUCAAGGGCGCAUUGCCAGGACUAGAACCCGGGUCAUCCAAAUCAGAGCCCAGUGCACUGACCACUGUACUAUUGAACAAAGCCGUGGCACUUGUGUACCCAUGGUAUAGUUGACCACGCAUGUUAAAAGUAGCGCCUUGUACGGUCGUAUGGUCAUACAGUCGUAUGAUCGUACAUCCAACUUUUUUUGGCUUGAUGAGUUACUACUAUUUUGUAUAAUUAUGGGGCUAUGCUCUGCAAGCUCUGCUAAAAUAUUUACAUCUAUGUAUAAAUAUUGUAUAUACUUAUAUUUCAAUAGUUUUUUAAAAUAAAAAUAUCAAUUCUUGAUUACUUUGCAUUCGGUUUCAUUUUAGCCCUUUGUAUUUUGUUGAUCCACUUUUUACUGAAGACUAAAUUUCACUACCUUCCUGAAAGUGUAGCUGUUGUUUUCCUGGGUAAGUUGCAUUAUCUCUGGAUAGUAUUUCAGAUAGUUUUUGGAGUGAAUGCAAUGCUCACAACCUACUCUAGAGACAGUACUAUAUUUAUCUACUUUUUGAAACUUGACACUUUCAUACAUAAGAUGUACAUAAUUAAUCUUUCUCCUUUACAUCAAACCUUGAAUGAACAGUUGUUGGUUGUUCUAUUGCAGGUGCACUAGUUGGUUUGGUUAUAAAAGCCUUAAGCCAUUUUGCUCUUGGAGACUGGAGGGUUUGUUUCAGUUUUCUGCUUUGCUGAUAUUAAUGAUAAAUUAUUCUACUAUAGUUGCUCAUUAAAGGUGCCAGCUCUAAUUUUUUGAGGAUUACAUUUAUUUGUAUCUUGCCUCAGUCACCCUAUAUGGAAUGAGUUCACCAAUUGUUUGGCAACUAGGCAGAAUUGUCCAGCUAAACCUGAACAUUCUGGCUAAGUUUUCAUUUGGACAUGAAAAAUGUCCUCCUGUUUCUUUUCACUUCUCUCCUUCUUCUUCAUAUCUCAAUGUAGACCUUGUGCAUGACUUCUAAGUUCCAUUAAGUUUGUAUUAAAGGUGACAACAUGUACCACAGUUGUAUGCUCAUCCAUUUUUCUAAAUUUUCCUAAGUGCCAGUUCUGCAUAAUUUUGGCAUUAUUUUUAAAUUUGCAAGUGCAUCUUAUCUUUGUGUCAUUUAACAUGACAAAAAAUUGAUUGGUUUUUUAAUAUUCUUAUGAAGUAUCACAUUCAGGAAUCCACCCCUUCAAAACAAAACAAUUGUUGCUUUCUUUUGAAUUAUUAUAUUUGAGUGAAGACUUUUUUCACAGGCAGAAUAUUUAUAUUCUGUUUAUUCCUUUCUCUUUUUGGCUUUAAAUAGAAAGAGGAACACUUCAAUCCUACAGCAUUUUUCCUGAUUUUGUUGCCACCAAUAAUUUUUGAAUCUGGGUAUUCACUCCAUAAGGUAAGAGUAUCAUCCAGAUAACAAGAAGAGACUUUUCAUUUUAAAAUUAACAUAAAAUUAUCUUAAAAAGUUUCAAAGUUUUGAAUUUUCUUUUUCAAAUCAGUUCACUGUAUGUGUUCCUCUAUGGUUAUUAUGAUGUGUACCACUAAAGGUUUGCAUUAAAAUCUGACUUUUUGUGUAGAAUUCUGAGCCACUUGGUUAUUAAGACAUUGAAUGGUACAUGCAUUAUGUAAUUAUGAGAUGACUAACUAUGAAAUGUCGUCAGUGAACUCUGAACUUACGUCACGGAAAGACAACUUCUCACCCAUUCAGUGGUACUAAGAAUUUGUUUUGUUAGGCUAUUCUUCAACCUUCAAUAUAUAUGGUUUAAAAAAGAAGGCUACAAAUUCUUAGCUUUCAGUACAGAAAGCUGUUUUUCUAUGUUGGAAACAAAGUCUUUGUAAUUUAUUUUAUUAUUUGUUUAAAUGGCUAUGAAAACAAAACACACUAGACAUGAAGUAUUUUUCAAGUUGUGGAAAUAAAAUUCAUGGAUUUUUUUAUAAGCACAAUGUCUCUGCCAAAUUAUUCCUGUUAAAUAUGCCCCUUCCACAGUUGUGAAGUAAAGUACCUCAUGUUCUAUAAAACUUGAUUUCACAUCCAAAUUUAACAUUUUAAGAGCCAAAGAUGAACUUUACCAUCUAAAUGAGGGAUUGGAUGAUUUUAGCACUUCACUUUCCUUAGAACAUUUUAAUUCAGCAGUUACUUUCCUUUUUCAGGGUAAUUUUUUUGCCAACAUAGGCUCGAUUAUUGUUUUUGCUAUUUUUGGAACAGCUGUAUCAGCUAUUGUUAUUGGAGGUGGUAUCUAUUUAUUGGGAAAGGUGAGUGGUUUCUCUGUCUUUAAAAGGACCUUCCUGAAAAACCAGUUUUGGGUGAUCAGCAACCACUUGAUGAAAGAUCAGUUAGAAUUACAACAAUACUGAUCAUAAUAAAUUUAUUGGCAUGCUUUAUGCUUAAUUGUAUAAAUUGAAAAGUGGUACUUUAGUGUUGGAACUGAAAUCUGCUCUUAUCUCAGGAAUCUUUAUGACCAUCUGUUGUACCUAAGUGGUCCUUUAGGAAGCAAACAAUUCGUACAGCAAAUAGAUCAUCACAAAACAAAACAGAUUUUCAGUUUUUGAAUGUAAGAGGCAAUCAUAAUUACUGGUACUCUGUGCUUUACAUCAUGAUCUUUUUCAUCAGAUUAAAUUGGAGCUCUAUAUUUACAUGUAUUUUAGCGAAGAUAAAAGUGAUAUUUCCAUAUGACUGCAGCUGCAUAAAAUAUUGUUUCCUUGUUCAUUUCAAUUAAUGGACAUCUUACAAGACAUCUCUCUUUUAUGAUUUGUCCAUUUAGGGUGGUGUAGCAUUUCAACUUGAUUUAAGAGAAAGGUGAGGUUUUAUAAUGUUUGGUUAGGUUUUUACCUGCAAACAUGUGAGCUGCUGUACAUUUAUAAGCUCAAUUUAGGUCUUUUUUCUGAUGCUGACCCUGUUUCCAGGGCUUGUGAACUGUAAUGGUACUUACUGUAGUUCUAACUUGUAGUGUUACAAUGUAAUGAUAGACAGUGAUGCUUUGAUUUUUAGUUUAAGUUUCCCACUAUACAUGUUGAAAAUUCUUUUGAAGGUGACUUCAAGGUUUACCCAAGUUUUCUUUUCACAGCUUUGCCUUUGGCUCCCUGAUUUCAGCAGUGGAUCCUGUAGCAACACUGGCAAUCUUCCAUGCAUUGGAUGUUGAUCCAACAUUAAACAUGUUGGUGUUUGGCGAGAGUAUUCUUAAUGAUGCUGUUUCUAUCGUCAUGACCAAGUAAGUGGGUGUUCUAUAUUCAAUACAAUAUUCCUUUGUCAUGUUAUUCAUUUCUCUUUAAACUUUGAUGUGCUAUUCUAUGCUUUUUUCCUUAUAGUGAGCUGUGUGUUUGAAUUUAAUGAGAAAUUAUUUUUGAAAGUAGGUCACAUGUCAUCUCAAGUUAUUGUGGGGACUAGAAUCCUGCCUUUGGCAUUCAGGUGCUUCUAGGCUGCAUGAGGAAUGAACACGAGGAUUGAAUAUGAGGAAUGAACAUACAGGAGAAGAACCCAUUGCAUUUUGCAUGGUUUAUUCAUCAUGACCACAGAAUCGUCUCAGUUACACUUUUUCAUUUAGGAAAAUAUAUAAACCCUUUCCUCUAACUUUAAGUAAAACCCUUAUUGAAAUAUUUAUCUUGUUAUUUUCAGUACUAUCUUAGAGAUGGGAGCUGCACAAUACGCUGAUAGUAGUUCUUUUGAGACAUUCUUCUCAGCUGUGGGGAAUUUUCUUGUAAUGUUCUGUGGUUCAGCAGGCAUUGGGAUCCUAUUUGCUCUCAUAAGUGCAUUUAUAUCCUUGAAAAUUGUGAUGUUCUAGUUUUGCAGUGUUGUUUGAUUUUUGUUCUGAGGAAAAUUAUUUGUUCAGAGCAAUACCUUGAAGACACAGAACUAGUUACUAAAAUGUUUUUUCCUUGACAAUGCUGUCACCUUUUGAAGCAUGUUGAUUUGCGAACCACUCCUUCUUUAGAACUUGGUACCAUGUUAAUAUUUUCCUAUGCACCUUAUGGUUUGGCAGAGGGCCUAAAACUAUCAGGUAAGUUAAUUUUACUCAGUCUAUAGAUGUUGAAUGAUAUUUCUUAAAUACAAUUUAACAUCAGGGCGAAAUUGGCGGUUGCACAGUUGCCAGUGGCGAGUUAAAACUGACCAGGGUCACCAAAAGUUAAGGUUUGAAUGCCCAAUGUGUGACUAUGCUACAGAAUUUCAAAAAGUUGCAAUGUAACUUAUGUGAAGUACAAAGUUAAAAAUAAAACUCAAUAUGUAGUUUAAUUGGACUACCCUUCCCUUCAUUUCUUUGCCUGGACUCUACGAUCAUCCAUUUUAGCGAUCAUCCAUUUUAACAGUGAUUUCGUGAGGUUGUUCUUUCCUUUUAGUUAACACUCUGUUAAAAGCCAUGGGGCAUUUAUACAAGUUUUUCAUUUUAAACUAGAGGAAAUCAAGGGCAACUCCAUUUUGGAAUGGGCCUCUAAGAAUUCAAGGAAACUGGCCUGACUGGCCACCAAGCUCUGGAGUUAAUUUUAAGCCCUGUAACAUGAUUAACUACUGCAUGGGAUUUUAGUUUAAGUGACCAUAAAAUAGAAUAAAAACGACUUCCCAAACUGCACAUUAUAUAAAGAAAGGUGUCACAUUUCCGUUCAAUUGAUCAUGUAAUAAUUUUAGUAGAAAAUAUUCAUGGAGGUCAACUAUUCAAGCAAGAAGAUAACUUGAGGAAGAGUUAUUCAGUUAUGAAUGACCCCUGAGGUGAAUUUCCCUCUCAUGCAUGUAUUACCUACCAUGCACCCAGAUGACCAAUUUCUUAUGUUCUGUUUGACUGCAGGAAUCAUGGCUAUUUUAUUCUGUGGCAUUGUUAUGUCUCACUACACCCAUUUUAAUUUGUCACCCAUGACUCAAAUUACAGUACAACAGAUUUUUCGUACAACAGCUUUUAUGGCAGGUAUGUUUAAUUCAUAUUCCUGAGAUAAAAAAUGGUUUACAGAGAGUGGAUGAGUGAUGUAAUGACUCAGAUAAGAGGUAAACCUGAGGUUUGGAACUCUGUGGACCCAUGAUGUGGUUACUGUUGUUUAUAUACUAAGGGGGCAUUGCUGUGUGGUUGGGAUGCAGAACUUGUCACAUGAUGAUGUUGAGUUUAGCUUCCUAGUUGCACUCUGUUCAUAGCCAAAUGGCUUGCCUCUAGACAGAGGGGAUAUUAAGUUGUUAAAUAAUUGUAUACAUCAUGCUCAUUGACCCUGAUUGGCCUUAUUUGGGGGAUGAUUGGUGUGAAUAUCAGCACCUAGAUAAAGCCUCUGAACACAGUUAUUGUAAAUUAUUUCUACAGGAAACAUGUGAUUAUAAAAUUAUUUUUUUUUCAUAUUGACUUUAAUGAAGAACUUUGAGAAGCUUUGAUUUGUUUGUCAUUGCCUUGAAUGUUAAUUUACUAAACCUUUUUUUUUUAUUUCAGAAACAUGUGUAUUUGCUUAUUUAGGAAUGGCAAUCUUUAGUUUCAAACAUCAAUUUAGACCAGCAUUUGUUAUAUGGACUAUAGUAAGUAUUGUGAAAGGAAGAUUGUUCCCACGGAAAAAUGUGCAGAAAUUUCUACCUGAUUGUUUUACAAAUAGUUUUCUAAGAAUUUGGUUACUGAGGCUAUUUUAUGUCAACCCAUAACCAUUCAUACCCUUCUAGAUUUUACAAGACAGUGUUCAAUCUUUUUUGAUGCAUUCACAUUUAUUUUUAUUUUUACAUUUUGCCAUGUUUAAAUUUUGUUAAAAUACUUAUUUCUUGCUUUUAUAUUGUUACUUACUAGAUUCUUUGUUUACUUGGAAGAGCAGUGAAUAUUUACCCACUAUCUUCCCUUGUAAACCAAUUCAGAGAUAUUAGAAUCUCUCGCAAAACUCAGUUCAUAAUGUGGUUUAGUGGUACGUAUGUAAGCAAUAGAAAUACUUUGUCUGUAUGAGUUAUUCUUUGGUUACAUGCACAAUGUUAAAGAGUAUGCACAUAACUUAAUCUUGAGUUAUUAUCCCUGAAUGUUCCCUUCUAAAUAAUGUCACUGUGAAACUAAGAGAACUUGAAGUAACGUGAAUAAUUUUUUGUGACUGUCUGUUAUAAUAAUAGUUAUAAUAAUAAUAAUAAUAAUAAUAAUAAUAAUAAUAAUAAUAAUAAUAAUAAUAAUAAUAAUGACUUUAUUGGAUAACACAAUUACUGGUAGAACCAGUAGUUCUCAUUGUGGUCCAUGACCACAUGACCAAUGACAUUUUAGAUCAAGACACAGGCUAAACCACAAACCUGUAACCAAUGUAAUUAUGUGCAGUUAAGUUGCAUCAAGUCUGGUUGACUCCUUCCCUUUAAUAUAGCAAAAGGUCUGGAAUUUUCCUUUUAUCAUACAGUUCCUGUAAAAGAGAUCUAAAGAACCUUAAUCACAAACUGUAUGUUUGUAAUUGUUCUCUGAUUGAAAGCAAGCACUCUAAGAGAUAUCAUGGAAUCAACAGACUAAAUGAUACUGUCAGUGCUUAUUUCUGCAAAGUAGAUGUAAUGACAUUUGAUACUAUCCUCAGGUUUACGGGGGGCUGUGGCCUUUGCUCUUGUGCUCCAUCUUCAGUUGGAUGAUGAAAAGCGACAUGUCCUCAUCACCUCUACACUCAUUAUAAUCAUGUUCACAAUUCUGUGUUUAGGCGGAUCAACUCUUCCAUUGUUAAAGGUGAAUUGAACUUCAAUACAUUGUAAAUGAUGAUUGUAUAGUCUAAAUCAAUUCUAUUAGGCUUUCAAUUCAUGCACAGUAUGUGUGGUUGGAAAAGCUGAAAUGGUGGAAAUAGUUUUAAUGAAUAAAAGAAAACCUAAUUUUUUUUCCUGUCGUACAUUUUACAUUGUAGUUACUCAAAGCAGAUCAAGGAUUGGAAAAGAGUUUAACACUUAGUAAAACACAGACAGAGGUAAGUCAUGAAAUGAUUACAACUUGGGCAUGACCAUGCACCCCUCAUCUCUCUACUGCCUUUCUUCUCCAUUGUGUGCUGUUCCUCUUUUCCUCCAGCCAGUAUACUUACAGAGCAGUAAGCCAACAUUUGUUAAUCCACAGGGUAAAGCAGUGGAUGCAGAUCAACUGACUGAUGAUGAAUGGAGAAUAAGCAGCAGGAAAGCUUUGAAGGGCUUCUCUCGGCUUGAUGCUAAGUAUUUCAUUCCAUUCUUCACCAGAAAGUUUACAAGACAGGUAAAAUACAGCACUGCUGGGUCAUUAUUGCUACAGCUGAUUGCUGCUGUGCUUACCCUUCUUUUUCCUGCAUUGUUCUUUCAGGAGGUCCGCAAUGCACAUGAAGAAAUGCAGCGCUUAACAAGUCAGUUAUACAGUGAAGUACACAGUGACUUGGCAUCUGAAGAUGAAGCAGAGAACAAACUCUAAAUUACAUAUUUGUCUCACAAUGAAGCAAUUUGGGAGGGGUAAAUGAAUGCAAAUUUAGAUCUAGUAGAUCACUAAUUAAGGGUAAGGACAUAGUGAUGUGUUGUUACACUUAUGGAUAUUUAUUUCUGGGGUUUUUUUUGAAAUACAAGCUAAAUAUUUCAUGUUUUAGAUUAUCUCAUAACUUGAAACUACAAUCACUGUUGUGAAUAACAUUCCUUUUCAAAGCUCUGACAGAAGGCUGAUGCUCAAACAUCACCUUUUGAAGCUCUUUACAGUGGCUAAUUUACAUUACUAACUCAGUUGAUAAAACCAAAUUACCUUUUCAAAGCUUCUCUUACUUGUAUGAUCAGACCACACAAUCAAAGUUCAAUAUAGGAGGAACCAUUAUUCAGCACUAAUGGCCGGCUCAUUAGCUCUCGUCUUAAUGGAACCACUUAAAUGCAGUCCUAAGUUGCCAAGACUACAAACUCUAUAAAUACAUUAAAGAGGAUUAUUUAAGUGUACAUUGUACAAAAGAAUUAGUACAUUGUGGCUGAGGCAAUUUUUUGUCUCAGUGAUUUUCUGACAUUUCCAUGACUUAGUAGAUGAUGAAAUAUAAAUUUAUGUUAAGUAUUAUUUGUAAAUAUGUAUAUUAAAGUUUGAUAACUUAUACAGAAGUUUUUGAAUAUUCAAGGAGAAAUUGGCUAGAAAUUUGUGAAUAAUAUAUUUGAAAGUUUUAAAUGUGGGGGCAAAGUGGAGUUACUCUUAAGAUUAUUACUUUUGGCAGGUAGCACUCUUGAAAUACACUGUGAGUAAAUGCCCAGUAGCUGGCCACGGUCUCCUAA